AUGUCUUUGGAGAAGUUUGGGUACGAGGAGGCGAAGAUCAAGGAGAUUACCAAGAAUCAGAAGAUUCUGAGUGAGUUGGAGAAGCUUUUGGGCGAGGUCCAGGUCGGGGAGUUGGACAAGACGCAGAGGGCUAUAUUGCACCAGUUUGCGACGCUACUGGCCAAGCGGAAGGAUGCCGGUGAGGUGAGCACUGCUCUGGUUGUGGAGAAUGUUGUGAACGGUGGUAUCAAGACCAACUUGCAGAUAGACGCUGCGUUCAAGUAUGUGGUGGCACACCCGGAUGUGGACCAGGAGACGCUGGCCGCCGAGGCUGGUAUUGGUGUGCAUGUCGGCGAGGAGGAUGUCAGACGCAAAGUUGUGGAGUAUAUCGAGAGCAACAAGAGCAAGAUUGAAGAGCAGAGAUACAAGCUUGUGCCAGGGAUCAUGGCGGAUGUCAAGAAGAUGCCAGAGUUGAAGUGGGCUGAACCACGUUUGUUCAAGCCUAUCAUUGAUGAAGAGAUCCUGAAGGCCAUUGGUCCUAAGGACGAGAGAGAUGUGGUCAAGAAGCAGCCUAAGGCAAAGAAGAAUGCCAAGAAGGAUGACAGUGGCGACAAGAGCUCUGAUUCAAAGGGUGAGAAGAGAACCAUGUUCACUGAAGGUUUCCUAGGUGACCUGCACAAAGUCGGUGAGAACCCACAAGCUUACCCUGAGUUGAUGGCAGAACACUUGAAAGCCACUGGUGGCAAAGUCCACACCAGAUUCCCACCUGAGCCAAAUGGUUACUUACAUAUCGGUCAUUCCAAGGCUAUCAUGGUCAACUUCGGUUACGCCAAGUACCACGACGGUGUGUGCUACUUGAGAUUUGACGAUACCAAUCCAGAAGCUGAAGCCCCAGAGUACUUUGAGUCCAUUAAGAGAAUGGUUUCGUGGCUGGGCUUUAAGCCAUGGAAGGUUACGUACUCCAGUGAUUACUUCGAUAAGCUGUACGAAUUGGCUGAGGUUUUAAUAAAGAAUGGCAAGGGUUACGUUUGUCACUGUACUGCUGAAGAAAUCAAGCGUGGUCGUGGUAUCAAAGAGGAUGGUACUCCAGGUGGUGAAAGACAUGCCUGCAAACACAGAGAUCAGAGUGUAGAAAAGAACUUGGAAGAAUUCAGAGCUAUGAGAGAUGGUAAGUACAAGCCAGGUGAAGCUAUUCUGAGAAUGAAGCAAAACCUAGAAUCUCCAUCUCCACAGAUGUGGGAUUUGAUUGCCUACAGAGUGCUAAACGCUCCACAUCCAAGAACUGGUACCAAAUGGAAGAUUUACCCAACAUACGAUUUCACACACUGUUUGGUUGAUUCUUUCGAAAACAUCACACACUCUCUAUGUACUACUGAAUUUUACUUAUCGAGGGAGAGUUAUGAAUGGCUAUGUGACCAGGUUCACGUCUUUAGACCAGCACAGAGAGAGUAUGGUCGUCUAAACAUCACCGGUACGGUUUUAUCCAAGCGUAAGAUUGCUAAGCUUGUUGAUGAACAUUUCGUUAGAGGUUGGGAUGACCCAAGAUUAUUUACUUUGGAAGCCAUUCGUAGACGUGGUGUUCCACCAGGUGCAAUCUUAUCUUUCAUCAAUACACUUGGUGUCACAACAAGCACAACCAAUAUUCAAGUUGUUAGAUUUGAGAGCGCAAUCAGAAAGUACUUGGAAGAUUCUACUCCAAGAUUGAUGAUGAUUCUUGAUCCAAUUGAGGUCGUUGUUGAAAACCUACCAGAGGACUAUGAAGAACUUGUUACUAUUCCAUACAGAGCUGGUACCAAAGAAUUCGGUGACAGAAAUGUCCCAUUCACUAAUAAGUUUUACAUUGAAAGGGCAGAUUUCUCCGAAAAUACAGAAGACAAGGAAUUCUUCAGACUUACUCCAAACCAACCGGUUGGUUUGAUUAAAGUUCCAUACACUGUUUCUUUCAAGAGUGUUGAGAAGGAUGCUGAUGGUAAGAUCACUAGAAUUCAUGUUAAGUACGAUAAUGAAGACAAGCCAGUGAAGCCAAGAACUUACAUCCAAUGGGUUCCUAUCUCCAAGAAGUACAACUCCCCAGUACGUGUUUCUGAAACCAGAGUUUAUAACCAACUCUUCAAGUCUGAAAAUCCAUCCGCUCAUCCAGAUGGUUAUUUGAAAGACAUCAACCCUGAAAGUGAGGUCAUUUAUGAUAAGUCUGUCAUUGAACAUAAUUUCGACCACGUUAUCAAGAACUCCCCAUGGGUUGUUGAUUCCGUUAAGAAUUCUGAAUUUUAUGUUAAAGAAGAUAAGUCCGGAAAGGAAAUUUGUAGAUUCCAGGCUAUGAGAGUUGGUUACUUCACUCUUGACAAGGAGAGCACUGAUGAUAAGAUCAUUCUAAAUAGAAUUGUCUCCCUAAAAGACAACACUAAAUAA
Molecule: messenger RNA, 2388 nt
Organism: Nakaseomyces glabratus
Lineage: Eukaryota; Fungi; Ascomycota; Saccharomycetes; Saccharomycetales; Saccharomycetaceae
Gene: GLN4
Product: glutamine--tRNA ligase
Biological process (GO): glutaminyl-tRNA aminoacylation; translation
Cellular component (GO): cytoplasm; cytosol
Molecular function (GO): glutamine-tRNA ligase activity; ATP binding
Source: RefSeq, a predicted model, not a curated record